Messenger RNA from Actinia tenebrosa (Australian red waratah sea anemone), 2398 nucleotides. RefSeq names its product QRFP-like peptide receptor. The record is from RefSeq and is a predicted model, not a curated record. Lineage: Eukaryota; Metazoa; Cnidaria; Anthozoa; Actiniaria; Actiniidae. Gene Ontology annotation, cellular component: plasma membrane. Gene Ontology annotation, biological process: G protein-coupled receptor signaling pathway. Gene Ontology annotation, molecular function: G protein-coupled receptor activity.
UCAACUCAGUCGUUCACUGUGCAUACRGAUUCUCUAGUAACUUCACUUCUAUGUGCAUUUCAUCAGAACGUACUUAAAAAAUGUUCAAUUCGGCAUUAACUGUGAGGUCGUGAAAUCGCGUGUUUCUUCGCCCGGCCGCAAGGUUUGAACCCUUAUUAACUCUGAAAUAACAUCUUAGGUCAUUUGUAGGCACGCAACUCUUCAAUGGCUCAGUUCUUUGUUUGUUUCAAAAUAUGAUAGCAAUUCUUCGACAAGGAUUCUCUUUCGAGUAGAAUGAUUAAAGAAAACACCGUGUCGCGAUCGACUGGAAUCCAGUCUUCGACAUUUUAAUCCUAAGUGUAUAAUCUAAACACUACUGAGACUGCGCAGUCACGUGAUAAACUAUUAAGUCAAACGGACCAUUGGUUGGCUGGACUUAGAAAGAAAAGUUCUCAACUUAGACCAGCUUGUUUAUAUUGCGGAAGACUCCAGCUCUACGAUGAAUAACACUACAGUUGAAGCUUCACAACCUUACUGUGUAAUAUGGGAUUCCCAAGCUGCCCGCAUUGGCGCUGUGGUAUUGUAUGUCAUUAUAUUUAUCUUGUCCGUGGUUGGAAACGUUCUGGUUGUCAUCGUUGUUUAUCGAAAUAAAUCGCUCAGAAACUCGACAAAUUACUUUAUCGUUAACAUGGCAGUCUCAGAUUUAUUAGUCCCGGUUCUGAUUAUUUCCCGAAAAGUCAAGGAAAUACUCACUCAGUCUCAGGCAUGGGACAUAUCUGGUAUUCCAGGAGAGGUUCUUUGUAAAGUGUUUUAUUUUCUAGCUGAUGUUUCGCCGGCCGUUUCCAUUCUCAGUCUUAUUUGUAUCUCAUUUAAUCGUUUUUGCGCUGUUAUGUUUCCACUACGCCACAAGAGGACUUGCCACGUUCCAAGAUGUGCCACAAUAGCCUUGACUUGGCUCAUCAGCUUCGCUGCGCUGGCUCCAAACUUAUAUGCUUACAAACUAGUAAGUCGCAAUGAACAUCAGUUCUGUCAAAUCAAAUGGGAACCAGCAUUUGAUCACGCCCAAGCCCAGAAAGCGUACACUACGUUCAUCGUCGUCGCCUUUAUAUUCAUUCCAAUGAUCGUACUAAGCUUUAUCUACAUCAAUAUUUGUGCUUUCAUAAUCAGACAGAAAGUCAUUGGAAACAGAUCUGAGCGGGAACAUGCUAUAAGGGAUCGCAAAACUCGAUCCGUAGUGCGACUUGCCAUCACUAUUGUCCUUGCGACUACCAUAUGCUGGGCACCUUACGGUGUCAUUCUACUGCUUUAUUCCUUCAAAUACAACUGGCAGUUUCCCCGUGGAUGCAAUUGGAUGCUAUACUAUCAGUUUGCGCAGAUAUCUGGGGUAUCGAACGCGGCUAUCAACCCCGCUAUUUAUUUUAUUUAUGUCCAAAACUACAAAAAGGAACUGAAAAGAAUAGUUACCUAUGUUACAAGUCGAUUUGUGCCGACGUUUUCGCAUGCUGGGCUUCUGACAGCGCAGCCUCAGAAGAUGGAGAUGGAACAACUGUAACAUGGUUUGGAACAAUAUCGCAGCUCAUAUAAUCCAUAUCUAACAGACUGGAUUCAAAGAAGCGUGGAAUUUUUGCAAUCGCUACAUAAUGUAAAAUAAAACUUCAAAAACCCAGGGUAAAGUAAGGCACAAAAAGCAAGAGAACUCGAACCGGAACAAAGUACUAAGUCAAUGUGUGUUUUCUUUACAGAAACACCACAGAAUAAAAGACAAGACUAAUAUGCUAAUUACCGGAUGAAACACUCGAACUACGAAAAGUGGAGCGUCAAUGUUUUUUUACAAAUCUCGUAACGCUUGCAAGCCGAUGACAUCUUGAAGUAAUACGCGUUGUAUAAUCUAAUCGAAGCUUUUGAAAAUCUAAAAAUUUACAUUUAGGAUAAAACGUAUUGAAGCAGCUCUUGACUUCAUAAGAACUUUGACGCAAGAUUUUUUGGAAUAACUCACAAUCUGAAAAUUCUAAGUGAAGUCUAAUUAAUGAGGGGGUUUGGUGUGAAAUACUACGGAUUUAAAGGAGUAUUUUAUUUCUCCAGCAGCAAAAGUCACGCUACGAGCUCAGUAGAAGUUGAAUUUCAGUCGCUAUGACAGCGAUAGCGGUAAUACGGAUUUUCGUUAAUGACCUGUAAAAACCAUUAUUAUUUUUUAACCAAUUUUAACGACUUGGAAAGUAAUGAAAAAGGCCCACRAUGGCCUAUCAAAAUCUUUGCUGAUAAGAUACCAAAUGGUUUUUCUCAAUGACGAUAAUUUUUUUUGGUGUUGAUUUUUAGGUGAAGAAAGUUCGAGAAAGUCGAGCAACUAGUGUGUGUUGGUAAUAAUCUAAUUAUGUAACUAAGGCUUAAAGGCAGAUUUAUACCAUACACAUAUCAAUUA